UUGUCAGUCAGACUUUGAACGGAGCACUGGCGCUCAUCACUGCUAAUCUCUGGCCAUUAACGACGCUGCUGCUGCUGCUCACAGUUAUCACCGACCAGCUCAGAAAUCUAUAGAUUAGGAUGAACAGUUGCUAAGAUAGGGCAGGAAAAAAAACAAAAAAAAAAACCCCGAAGGACAACAACCGUAGCAGGACUGAGCGGAGAUUAAACGUUAGCAACGCCGUUUAACGUUCACGUUACUCGGGGAGUUGCGAUGGUCCAGUUAAGGGAUAUUUUUCUAGCCUUGCUUCUUGUGGGCUGUACAGUUUCACUGGAAGUGCAGAUCACACCGAGUCAGGGUGAGAUUAGUCUUGGAGAAUCCAAAUUCUUCAUGUGUGAAGUUGUAGGUGUUGCCAAGCAGAUAGACUGGUUUGGACCAAGCGGGGACAGGAUAGAACCAAACAGACCAGACAUAACAGUAACCCGUAACGAUGAGUCAUCUUCCACCCUCACACUGUAUAAAGCUGGGACUGAAAACGCAGGGACAUACAAGUGUGUCGCUACCAAUGGAGACCUACAAGGGGAGUCAACCGUCAAAGUGAAAAUCUUCCAAAAAAUCACCUUCACAAAUGCACCGUCACCCCAAGAGUUUACCGAAGGAGACAAUGCCAACAUAAUUUGUGACGUCAUCAGUUCGCCGCCACCCACUGUCUUCUGGAAAUACAAAGGAGCAAAAAUACAGAUGGAAAAAGAUGUUCGGUUUAAGGUACUGAGCAACAAUCACCUUCAGAUCCGUGGCAUAAAGAAGACAGAUGAGGGCUCAUAUACCUGCGAGGGUCGCCUCAUGGCCCGCGGCGAGAUUGAUCUGCGGGUCAUCAAGGUCGUCGUGAACGUGCUCCCGACCAUCAGGGUAUGGCAGUCAGAGGUGAAUGCCACAGCAGAUGUCGGGCAGCCUGCCAUGUUGACUUGUGCUGUUGAUGGCUAUCCUGAACCCAUGGUGACCUGGACAAGGAACGAAGCGGUUCUGGAGGCUGGAGAGAAGUACAGCUAUAAUGAAGAUGGCUCAGAAAUGACAAUAAUGGAUGUCACCAAGCUGGAUGAGGGAGAGUACACCUGCAUUGCCAAGAACAAGGCUGGGGAAAGUGAGCAGGAACUCAGUCUGAGAGUGUUUGUCAAACCUAAGAUCACGUACAUCGUAAACCAGAGCACUUCAGAGAUGGAGGAGCAGGUAACUCUGACUUGCGAGGCAUCCGGAGAUCCAACUCCCACUAUCAGCUGGAGCUACGGUGAGCGCGUCUUCACUGAAGGAGAACAGGCACAUCUAAACAGGAUCUAUCAGGCAUCAUGGACUCGGCCCGAGCAACACAAGAGUCUGGAUGGAAAUGUAGUGGUGAGGAGUGAUGCUCGCGUGUCCUCCCUCACUCUGAAGUAUGUCAAGUAUACAGACGGUGGUCAGUACCUCUGCACAGCACGCAGUGCCAUUGGAGAGGAUGAUCAGCAGGCAUAUCUGGAGGUCCGCUAUGCUCCUAAGAUCCAUGGUGCAGUGGCAGUGUAUACCUGGGAGGGAAACGCUGUCAAUAUCAGCUGUGAGGUCAAGGCUCAUCCCAAUGAUGUAUCUAUUGUGUGGCUGAGAGACGGACUGCAGCUCCCCAACUCUAACACCACUAACAUUAAGAUCUUCAGAACUCCAUCAUCCAGCUACCUUCAGAUAACCCCCGAGUCUGAAAAUGACUUUGGGAGCUAUAACUGCACUGCCUCAAAUGAGAUGGGUACAGAGUCCAAGGAGUUCCUCCUCAUUCAGGCCGAGGUGCCAUCAGCUCCAUCCAUCAGUGAGGUGAGACCCUUCUCCACCACAGCACAGAUCCAGUUUGAGGAGCCCGAAUCCACUGGAGGUGUUCCUGUUCUGAAAUACAGAGCAGAGUGGAGGACUCAAGGCAGGGGCAGCUGGGUGCAUAGAGUCUAUGAGGAUGGCUCCAUCAGCGAGGUGACUAUCACAGGCCUGAAGCCAGAGACCAGCUACGAAGUGAAGUUGUCAGCCAUCAACGGCAAGGGUGGAGGUGAAAGCAGUCCCGCUGAGUUCUUCAAGACGGAGCCUGUCCGCCACACUUACAAAAACGGCAUUUUUCAUUUUUUCUCUGAAGACACAGGGAAUCCCAAUCCUCCUAAACUCGAAGGGGCACUUCAACCCAAAGGCAACUCCCUAAAAAUCAGCUGGAUCAAGCAGGACGACGGCGGCUCGCCCAUUUUACAUUAUCUCGUCCGCUAUAAACCACUACAGGCACCAGACUGGAAGCCAGAAAUCCGGCUGCCCAGCGGCAGCGAGUACGUGGUUCUGAGCGCGCUGGAGUGGGACACAGAUUACAGUGUCUAUGUGGUGGCAGAGAAUCAGAAGGGCAAGUCCCAGCCAGCAACCAUGUCCUUCAGGACGUCCACAAAGCCAGAAGCCAUCCCAGAUUUGGGUGAUGAGGCGGCACUCUCCAUGGGCAUCAUGCUCUGGGCAGGGAUCCUUGUUGUAGUAUUUGUACUCCUGCUGCUGGCCGUGGAUGUCACCUGUUACUUUGUCAACAAGUGUGGCCUCAUAAUGUGCCUCUGCGGCAAACCCGGCACCGGGACUAAAGGACACAACUUGGAGGAGGGCACGGCAGCUUUCAUCAGGAAAGAUGAGUCCAAAGAGCCAAUAGUGGAAGUCAGGACAGAGGACGAGUGCACAGCCAAUCAUAACGCAGCGGGACCAACAACAGAACCCAAUGAAACCACACCUCUCACAGAGCCAGAGCUGGCGGCUUACACUGCUGCUCCGGCACUGGACACGCUCUCCUCCAUAGCCACCAACUCUGACACAGCCACUGCAACAAUUGACCCCGCUCAGGACAGCCCCUCUAGCGAGACCACUACCCUCACUUGUAGCCUGUCUACCCCUGCCAACGACCCCUCAGAACCCUCACCCACCCCUAGCCCAGCUCCGGCCCCGACUCCAGAGUCGAACACCGCCCCGCCGACUCCGCUCAUCACCACCUCUGCCGUCGAAGCUAAAAUGGCUCCGUUAGUAGAACAAAGAGGAAGUAACAGCCUGGAAGAACAGGAGAAAAUAACCACUCCUCCUUGUACACCUGAACGGACUAAAGUUCAAAAAGCUGGGGCGCCGAUACCACCGAUGCGUAGACACUCUCCUAAACUUGCCGCUCUGAAUGCUAAAGGUAGCCCCCCUGUAUCUCCGCUCGUUGCGUCUUCUCCAUCGUCCUCUCCCACUCUCGACACCAAGAAACCUGCUCCGAGCCCACCGGUCAAGAAGCUACCCAUAAAGCCACACGACGUAGCCUUAGACAUCGAGACGCCAGCACAAACUGCCUCCACUCUAGCAACCACUGCCCCACCAAAACCAGACCCUGAUUCAGUUCCAAAUGCCCCAAAUCCCAGUGCGUAUAGCCUUACUGCCUUUGACACAAAUAAUAAACCUGCUGCCCAGCUUGUCGAUGAAAACAUAUCCACUGCCAAAGAUGCUGUAAGUAGCUCUCCUUCAGUGAUCCACAGUGCUCCUAAAGUCCUGGAUGCUGAAGUAUCUGCUCCUCUGGUUUCUCCUCUACCCAUUACUCCCAUUUCUUCUAUUCCUGCCCCUGCUGGUCUCGAGGCGCCGGCCUCAAAUGAUUUUCUCACAUCGGGGUCCGACACGUAUGACUUACUAACCUCAGCCGUGGGACCCAAAAAUGCGGAUUUAGAGUUAGCGCUGACAAACGGGACAGAGAGACCUUACCGGCCCCCCGCGGACCUUAUUAGCUUAGAGAGCCCGCCCUCUGCCCCCUCUAUGGCCAAUGGAGACGGAGCAGACCUCCCCCCCUCAGGCCCAGUUCUGGAGGCAUCAGAGACUCUGGCCAAGACUGCUCCUCCUGUCAACGAUGAGAAGAUUUUCUCUGAUGAGAAAGGCAAACUGGAGUUAUCAAACACCGUGACGGAGAUCGCUGCAGAACACAAGAGUGUCAUACAGACAAAUACCACCCAGAGCAAAGCAUGAUGGGGGGAAACCCCAGCCCAACCCAAAACAUUUUUUUGCAGCAGCAUUGAGCGAGAAACACUGCAGGAGUUUUGAUUUCCAGUGCCCUUAACUACAUAUUUAAAACAACACACACGUGUCCAUUGGUUACAGCGCACUUUGACUGUGCUUUCAUUUCUGGUUUCAUUCAUGAAAUGUUUACUACAUCCAAGGAGUUUAUCUUUAGGUCAUAAGAGAUUCAUUUUAUUUUUUUAUUGUUAUUUUAUUUAACCAGUCAGGACAAUUAAGAACAAUCUCUUAUUAUAAUGAUCGCUUGGUAAAUAUAUGAAAUUAGACUCUACUUUCUAUUGUGCUUAUAGUUUGAAUUGCAAUCGCAUACAAGUAUUGAAUUAUGAGAAAUGUGUAAAAAAAAAAAAAAAACCCUGACUAUAUAUAGAAAUUAUUUUUCUUAUUUUCAUGUUCAACUGUUCAAAUUUUUUUUUUUUUUUGGACUUAAUUUGUGGGCUAGUCUCAUUAAAUAGCUUGUUCUGCAUGUCUGACCUGCAAGUGGUUGUAAAGUUUUGUUUACAAGGUUUAUGUUUUCACUUUGUCUGUUACAGGGAUGUGUCAUCUCUCACAGAUAUGCUGGCAUUGAUUUAACACAGGCCCCAGUUCAAUGUUUGGAUUACAACCAUAUUUGCUAUGGUGAUAAAAAUACAGGAUUAACCCACAGCCAGCUGCAGGGGGAAAAGAGACCGACGGAGAAUCACACAGACGGUGUGCAUGAUCAGAUCAGAUUUGGCCCAUUUUAUGAUCAAAUGUAUUCAGUCUGUCACUGCCUUACCACAGUGUUAGUUCAAAAUAUUCAUUAAUAACGUGUAUUUGAUUAAAAAAGGCAACUCACUGAACACAAACAGACAAAAAAAAAAAAACAAAGCCAGCAGAACUGCUGAUUCUCAGCCAAGGGUUGAAGAGCCGUGAAUCAAGCGAAUGUCUUAUGAUCUUGCGCUAAAUAUACGCCACGUAUUUGUUUAGGGGGCAACGACUACAAUAACUAUUGUUUCUUCCUCACAUUAAAGCAGAUCAAAGGUCUGGCUUCGUACUUUGAGUUGUGACUUUGAAGCAAAAAAUAAAGAAGCAUUUUUGUACUAUUUAAAAACUACAAAAGAUUUAUUUUCCAUUUCCUGCCUGCAAGCUUGUGCACUGUGCCUGUGUGUCAGUAGAUUGUCUUGUCAUCAGUUUCUAUGAUAAUCUGCAUAGCUUUGUCGUGAGAGAUUUAGCCGAUUCUUUUUUUAUUUAAUAUAUUGUAUUACUAGAAGAAAAAGUAUGAUAAAUGGACUAAUGUGGUCAUUAUAACACGUGUAGUGUAUAAAACUGUCCGUCUCUGGUCACAGCACUAUAUAUCGCCAGCUAUAGUGAAGGAAGGUGUUUUGAGCCUUGGCAUGAAUUCAGUCAGUACUUCAUAACGUAUAACUACGAGGCAGAUAGACGUGCCCAUGUUUGUUUGGGGUAAAUAGUUCUCAUAUUGAUUUAAUGAGUGUUACCUUUUGGGGCUUGUUCUGGCAUUACUACACAUUGUUUUUAUUUCUCUCCCCCCCAGUUGUUAUUCAAGUGUUCUGUAAUGUGGUCUUUGAAUUUUUCUUUUUCUUUUUUUUUCUUUUUAAAGUUUUUGUCUUUUUGUACAAAAAUCACUCACCAAGAGCAACUGCUUGACAAGUUGAGGAUACCGCCGGCAGGAAGCAGGGUGGUCCACCUGAAACAGGAGAUCAAACUUUUUUUUUUAAAAAAAGCUUUAGAUAACAGAUGUAAUGCCAAGAGAAGUGAUUAAAGAUUUAAAGUAUAUAAAGAAAAAGACGAUCUUUACUCACCUUGUACUCUGCUGUUACCAGACCACCUUGCUCCCCCGCCUCUGGAUGCUCCUUUUGGUUUUAUUGGGUCAAACUCAGAAAAAUAUCUGUUGUGUACAGUCUGAGUGCUAACCCAUUUACAAAAUAAAAAUGGUUUCUGAAUCUAA
Messenger RNA from Dicentrarchus labrax (European seabass), 5959 nucleotides. It is a transcript of the gene ncam1b, whose product is annotated as neural cell adhesion molecule 1b. NCBI's taxonomy places the organism in Eukaryota, Metazoa, Chordata, Actinopteri, Moronidae. The transcript has 23 exons. Gene Ontology annotation, molecular function: cell-cell adhesion mediator activity. The record is from RefSeq and is a predicted model, not a curated record. Gene Ontology annotation, biological process: homophilic cell-cell adhesion; axon guidance; dendrite self-avoidance. Gene Ontology annotation, cellular component: axon; cell-cell junction; plasma membrane. The coding region runs from base 253 to 3987 and encodes 1244 amino acids.